Molecule: messenger RNA, 719 nt
Organism: Hyalella azteca
Lineage: Eukaryota; Metazoa; Arthropoda; Malacostraca; Amphipoda; Hyalellidae
Product: putative heat shock 70 kDa protein 7
Exons: 2
Coding region: 72-719 (215 amino acids)
Molecular function (GO): ATP-dependent protein folding chaperone; ATP binding
Source: RefSeq, a predicted model, not a curated record
UUGGCUGCCUCAUCGUCGUGUCCACUGUUCCUGUUAUUCACAAAGUUCCAAUAGGCGAUAGAUCGACCAUUAUGGCUUCGAUGAACCUCGCGCCACCGCCGGAGGGGGGCGGCCGGCCGAGACCUGCGGCGAUCGGCAUCGACUUCGGGACGAGCAAAUGCUGCGUGGCUGCGGUGCACGACGGUCGGGUGGACGUCCUGGAGAACGAGUUGGGGCAAAGGACGACGCCUUCCUGUGUUGCCUUCAACUCCCAGCAGCGACUAGUGGGCAGCGAUGCCCUGGACCAGGCCGUUGUGAACUGCGCCAACACCGUGCACGCCGUCAAGAGCUUCCUGGGCAGGACCUACAACGAAGUGAAGGAUAUGUCUUCUCUCUGCAGAAUUCAACAAACUUACAUCGAUAGUAAAUUCGAGUACGUCGUCCAGUACAAAAAUCAAAUUCGAUGGUUGAGACCAGAGCAGGUGGCCGCCAUGCUGCUCGGGAAGAUGAAGGACAUCGCGGAAUCCUCUCUGGGUUGUCCCGUGGACCGCGCGGUCAUCUCGGUACCGGCUUCGUUCGGCAACGCGCAGCGACUCGCGGUAAAAUACGCCGCGCAAGUCGCAGGACUUGAAGUUCUUGAGCUGAUUAACGAAACAACCGCGGCGGGAGUCGCCUUCGCGGACAACCGCACCGUCAAAACCCCCUGCGGUUAUCGCGGUGGUGGAUUUCGGGGCGGGUAA